Messenger RNA from Macaca mulatta (Rhesus monkey), 4189 nucleotides. It is a transcript of the gene SLC13A4, whose product is annotated as solute carrier family 13 member 4. Gene Ontology annotation, molecular function: transmembrane transporter activity. Gene Ontology annotation, biological process: transmembrane transport. NCBI's taxonomy places the organism in Eukaryota, Metazoa, Chordata, Mammalia, Primates, Cercopithecidae. Gene Ontology annotation, cellular component: plasma membrane. The record is from RefSeq and is a predicted model, not a curated record.
UUGAUAAAAAGGAAUGUCGUGGGGACUUUUCUUUUCUGCUUUGGAGGCCCAGGCUCAAGGCAAAUUAUAAGUAGGGAACCAAUCUGAGGGAAAGACAUGUGAACAGAGUUAAGAUACCAGGUCCUGGGAGCGACCAGCAGCCCCACCUGAAGUCCGCCUGCAACUCUGACAAGCUCAGGUGCUUGUUUUAAGGAAAGGGGCUACUAGAUUCUUACGAACAGGGAGCCUAGGUAGGAGAUGAAACAAGGACUCCCCAAAAUAGGUCAUCAGAGGGAGGAAAACUGAUGGAGAGCACAAUAUGCUCUGAGCGUUUUUCAUGUUUUUAAGCUUUUAAAUGAUUUCUUCAAGGCCGAGCAGCAGCAGCAAAGGUGUGGUUUAAUGGAUUAAGAGGGUUUUUGCUGACACCUAGAAUGAAGUUACUCUAUUACUAAUCAAGCCGAGAGAAGGCCCACUAUGCCCCCGUUUAUCAUCCUUUCCCAGUUCCUUUUUGCUGGUCACAAAACGAUGCUCAUCAAUCCCACCUAAAGCAGGAGGCCGGGAGCCCAGCCUCUUGCAGAAACAGCGAGGGUAUAACUGCCCUCCAGUUCUGCCCCCAAGACGAAGGAGGACUCUUGGAAGCCAAGAAAGGUUUAAGAAGUCUCUCUGGAUAGAGAGCAGUGCCCAGGGAGGAAGCCCUUCGCCGGCAGAGCGGGGUCCGAGGACGAGCUGGAGAGGACAGCGGCGCGAUGGGCCUGCUGCAGGGCCUGCUCCGAGCCCGGAAGCUGCUGCUGGUCGUCUGCGUCCCGCUCCUGCUGCUGCCUCUGCCCGUUCUCCACCCCAGCAGCGAGGCCUCGUGUGCUUACGUGCUGAUCGUGACUGCUGUGUACUGGGUGUCGGAGGCAGUGCCUCUGGGAGCUGCAGCCCUGGUGCCGGCCUUCCUCUACCCAUUCUUCGGAGUCCUCCGAUCCAAUGAGGUGGCGGCGGAGUACUUCAAGAACACCACGCUGCUGCUGGUGGGGGUCAUCUGCGUGGCGGCUGCCGUGGAGAAGUGGAACCUGCAUAAGCGCAUCGCUCUGCGCAUGGUCUUGAUGGCGGGAGCCAAGCCGGGCAUGCUGCUGCUCUGCUUCAUGUGCUGUACCACGUUGCUGUCCAUGUGGCUGUCCAACACCUCCACCACCGCCAUGGUGAUGCCCAUCGUGGAGGCCGUGCUGCAGGAGCUGGUCAGUGCUGAGGACGAGCAGCUCGUGGCGGCCAACUCCAACACCGAAGAGGCCAAAUCCAUCAGUCUGGAUGUAAAGAACAGCCAACCUUCUCUGGAACUCGUCUUUGUCAAUGAAGAGUCCACCGCAGACCUCACCACUCUGAUGCACAAUGAGAACCUGAAUGGUGUGCCUUCGAGCACCAACCCCAUCAAAACUGCAAACCAACACCAGGGCAAGAAGCAACACUCAUCCCAGGAAAAGCCACAAGUCCUGACCCCCAGCCCCAGGAAGCAGAAGCUGAACAGAAAGUACAGGUCCCACCAUGACCAGAUGAUCUGCAAGUGCCUCUCCCUGAGCAUAUCCUACUCUGCUACCAUUGGCGGCCUGACCACCAUUAUCGGCACCUCCACCAGCCUUAUCUUCCUGGAACACUUCAACAACCAGUAUCCAGCCGCAGAGGUGGUGAACUUUGGCACCUGGUUCCUCUUCAGCUUCCCCAUAUCCCUCAUCAUGCUGGUGGUCAGCUGGUUCUGGAUGCACUGGCUGUUCCUAGGCUGCAAUUUUAAAGAGACCUGCUCUCUGAGCAAGAAGAAGAAGACCAAAAGGGAACAGUUGUCAGAGAAGAGGAUCCAAGAAGAAUAUGAAAAGCUGGGAGACAUUAGCUACCCUGAAAUGGUGACUGGAUUUUUCUUCAUCCUGAUGACCGUACUGUGGUUUACCCGGGAGCCUGGCUUUGUCCCUGGCUGGGAUUCUUUCUUUGAAAAGAAAGGCUACCGCACUGACGCCACAGUGUCUGUCUUCCUUGGCUUCCUCCUCUUCCUUAUUCCAGCGAAGAAGCCCUGCUUUGCGAAAAAGAAUGAUGGAGAGAAUCAGGAGCACUCACUGGGGACCGAACCCAUCAUCACUUGGAAGGACUUCCAGAAGACCAUGCCCUGGGAGAUUGUCAUUCUGGUGGGGGGAGGCUAUGCUCUGGCUUCUGGUAGCAAGAGCUCUGGCCUCUCUACAUGGAUAGGGAACCAGAUGUUGUCCCUGAGCAGCCUCCCGCCAUGGGCUGUCACCCUGCUGGCAUGCAUCCUUGUGUCCAUUGUCACUGAGUUUGUGAGCAACCCAGCAACCAUCACCAUCUUCCUGCCCAUCCUGUGCAGCCUGUCUGAAACGCUGCACAUUAACCCCCUCUACACCCUGAUCCCAGUCACCAUGUGCAUCUCCUUUGCAGUGAUGCUGCCUGUGGGCAAUCCCCCUAAUGCCAUCGUCUUCAGCUAUGGGCACUGCCAGAUCAAAGAUAUGGUGAAAGCUGGCCUGGGAGUCAACGUUAUUGGAUUGGUGAUAGUAAUGGUAGCCAUCAACACCUGGGGAGUUAGCCUCUUCCACCUGGACACUUACCCAGUAUGGGCGAGGGUCAGCAACAUCACUGAUCAAGCCUAAUGCAAGUACACAAACUGGCCCAACCACAGGAGCUGCCAGUACCCAGCAGAAUCUGGACCACAGGCAAAGAAAACCACUAGGACCACCAGGAGCACACAACCCCAGACCCACGCCGGAGGGCAUCCCUCCAACAGAAGAUUCCACCACCUCAAGCGAACUGCAGGAAUCCUCCAACAACCACAAACACAUGCUUAGCUGUUAGUGUCUUCUUCUCGCCCUCAGCACCACAGCUCAAGAAAACCUAAAGUUUCAAUACAACCAUAGGCUCACAGAAAAAGAAAAUAAAAAUUAAGUUAAAAAAAGAAGACAAAGAAAACCUAAAAUUGUAUCUAGUGUUUGUAAUCCAUUCAUUCUGAAGACAGGAAAAGAAGGCCUGUCUUACUUGCCUUCAGAGGCUAAGCCGUGCAAACUCACUAGGUUUUAUGUUAUUUUUAAUACCUUCUUAGGAGUGGAAGAUACCCAAGCCAUCCUACCAAGGCAGAGUGAAACCAGUGACAUCUUUUUUGGGGGAAACCUCACCCAGAACUUGAAACCUAAUUGUCAGCUCCUCUCUCUUGCUCUUUUUUUUUUUUUUUGGAGAUGGAGUCUUGUUCUGUUGCCCAAGCUGGAGUGCAGUGACACGAUCUCAGCUCACUGCAACCUCCACCUCCCAGGUUCAAGCGAUUCUGUCUCAGCCUCCUGAGUAGCUGGGAUUACAGGCAAGUGCUACCAUGCCCAGCUAGUUUUUUGUAUUUUUAGUAGAGAUGGGGUUUCACCAUGUUGGCCAGGCUGGUCUCCAACUCCUGACCUCAGGUGAUCCACCUGACUCAGCCUCCCAAAGUGUUAGGAUUACAGGCAUGAGCCACCAUGCCCGGCCAUCAGCUCCUUUCUCUUAAGUGCUUCUAUCCUAAGUUCCCUCCACAAGAAGGCGUUCUUAGUAGGUCUUCUUCAUGGCAAUCAGUACUCUUUCAUCACUACUUUGAUUCCCUGUUAAGCAUCUCUCUUCAAUGGCUCCCCUUUACCUUGGCACCAAAUUCCCGUAAAGAUAUAGUGUUCCCUUUCAGAAAAAGGCUGGUGUUGUUCUAUUAGUCAAAGGAAAGGGAAGUCGGCCGGGUGCGGUGGAGGCAGAGGCUGCAGCGAGCUGGGAUCGGACCAUUGCACUCCAGCCUGGGCGACAGAGCGAGGCUCCGUCUCAAAAAAAAAAAAAAAAAAAAAAAGGAAAGAGAAGUCAAGAAAGAAGAUACAUUGAGAUUAACAUCUCUCUCUCCACCUGUCACUAACCACAAAUCUAUUGCCUUGGUUAAGUUUUGGGAGGGAGGGAAAACUUUCCUACCAGUCUUAUAAGGGACACCAAAACUAUAAUUAAGACCACAGCACUAUUAUUAUAUUACACUGGCUUGCUUCUGGAUAUAAUAAGUAGUUUGUUCCUGAGAAAACAAAGUACUAAGUAGUAGCCAAUGGUCCAAACACAUCUGUCACUUCCUACACAUCCCUACAUGAGCCCCUUGAGGGAGAAGAGCUGUCUAUGCCUCUUGAAAUCCCCCAGCAACUUCUACAAUGUAGUAAGCUGUAAGUGCUCAAUAAAUGUGUCCCAUGAGAAAAAA